AUGGAUGCUCAUCUAAUUCCAGCUGGGUCAGAUCCCAUGUUAUUGCCAGGGACCAGCAGGGGGCCAAGGCCAGUGACAGUUGGUUGGCAUCAAUUCCUAACUAACUCCAGUUGGCUAGGAUGGAUCACAAACUCCAGGCUAUUUACAGUGGUUCAGAAGGCAUUCCAGUGGGAUGGUAUUGGGCUGGUAUAUGUUCUGGCCAAAUCCAUGGGCCAGCACAGGUCCAGUGCUGGUGGCAGUUGUUUGGCAUCAAUUCUGAACCAACUCCAGUUGGCCAGGAUGGAUGACACCCUCUGGGCUAUUUACAGUGGUUUAGAAGGCACUCCAGUGGGAUUCUAUUGUGCUGGUAUAUGUUCUGGCAAAGUCCAGUCAGCCAGGUCAAAUUCCCAGUUGAUGACCAUAACCCAGGACACAUACUGGCCUUAUGAUAAGGGACCAGGACAGAAGCCCAGCCUAUGGUAG
Messenger RNA from Pisolithus orientalis, 462 nucleotides. RefSeq lists its product as uncharacterized. The transcript has 4 exons. Lineage: Eukaryota; Fungi; Basidiomycota; Agaricomycetes; Boletales; Pisolithaceae. The coding region runs from base 1 to 462 and encodes 153 amino acids. The record is from RefSeq and is a predicted model, not a curated record.